AUGACUAAGGGUACGACGUCUUUUGGAAAACGCCACAACAAAUCCCACACGCAGUGCAGGCGAUGUGGCCGAAAGUCUUAUCACAUUCAAAAGAAAACUUGUGCUGCUUGUGGGUAUCCUUCUCCCAGGAUUCGUAAGUACAAUUGGUCUUCAAAGGCUCGGAGAAGAAAAACUACGGGCACCGGCCGUUGUCUCCACCUCAAGGCAGUUCAUCGUCGGUUUAAGCAUGGGUUCAGGAGCGGUCCUCCAAGGGCGAAAGCUGUUAAGUCUAGCUAA
Molecule: messenger RNA, 276 nt
Organism: Hydatigera taeniaeformis
Lineage: Eukaryota; Metazoa; Platyhelminthes; Cestoda; Cyclophyllidea; Taeniidae
Source: the annotation of a GenBank genome assembly